Molecule: messenger RNA, 1737 nt
Organism: Rhodotorula graminis WP1
Lineage: Eukaryota; Fungi; Basidiomycota; Microbotryomycetes; Sporidiobolales; Sporidiobolaceae
Exons: 5
Coding region: 1-1737 (578 amino acids)
Cellular component (GO): nucleus
Molecular function (GO): metal ion binding
Source: RefSeq, a predicted model, not a curated record
AUGGCAGACGACGCAGCAGUCCUUGCAGAGAUCGCUCGCCUUUCCAGCGCCAUCGAGCAGCGCAAAGCCUCGGCUUCAACUCCGCCCUACCGUGGCUCGUACCGCGGCCGAGGCGGCCGAGGCAGGGGCCGCACCGCGCCCACCGCCGUCCACCGCAACGCGACCUGGGUCGCUCCCGGCUUGAGCGGCGCCUCGACCCCGGCCACCACCACCUCGGCCGCCCCGACCGAGCCGACGAGCCGCACCACGACCCCUGUACCGCCCGGCGGCUUCCGCAACCAAGUCCUCGUCCUCAACAAGCGCGCCGACGACUCGGCCAACCUGUCCUCGGCCCCGUCGUCCGCGCCGACCAGCCGUCGCCCGUCGCCUGCACCUCCUGCUCUCGACACGACCCCGAAGCCGCCACCGCCACCGCGCGAGGUCGUCAUCGGCGGCGUCGUCUUUGUCGCCGACCAACGGGGCAACAAGCUCGUCCGCAAACCUGACGCCGACCCGAGUGCUGUCGCUCCCUCGUCGCCCUCCUCGCCGUCCGUCACGACCCCCAAGCGCACCUCGCACCUCGGGACGACCUACAUCCGCACCAAAGCGGGCAACCUCGUCUCGCUCGCGUUCGCCCGGCGUCGCAAGGAGGUCGCCGAUGCGCGCAAGACUCGCGAGGACGAGAUGCGCGAGAAGGGGGAGCGGCUCGAUGGCCUUGUCGGCGUCGUGAGGGGCGUCCAGGCGGCGAGGAAUGGCUCGAGGGGGAGAGGGAGGGGGCGUGGUCGCGGCGGCUUCACGUCGUCGCGCCCGGCCAAGCCCAAGUCGGACAAGCUCUGCAGGUUCUUCCAGCGCACAGGCCAGUGCUCGCGCGCCCACACCUGCCCCUACAUCCACGACUCGUCCAAGAUCGCCAUCUGCCCCCUCUUCCUGCGCUCUUCGUGCCCUCGCCCCGCCUCGUCCUGCCCGCUGUCGCACCAGCCCAACCCGCACCGCUCGCCCCACUGCGCCCACUUCCCGGCCUGCACCCGCGGCGCCGCGUGCCCGUACGCGCACGUGCGCGUCGGCACCGACGCGGCGCCGUGCCGCGACUUUGUCGAGCUUGGGUGGUGCGCCCUCGGCGACGGGUGCGCCAAGCGCCACGUGCGCGAGUGCUGGAGGUUCGCCGAGACGGGGCGCUGCGACGUCAAGGGGUGCCGCGAGCCGCACGUCUUGCGCCGGGUGCAUGGCGCCGAGGAGGACGACGACGAGGACGACGACGAGGAGGGUGGAGAGGUCGAGGGAGAGGGCGCGGGCGAGGAGCUCGCGAUCGAGUGGGAGGAGGACGAGGGGGACGACGACGCGGCGGCGGCGAGGGCUCGCGGCAAGCGGCGUGCGGCGAGGGACGCCGAGCGCGAGGGCAUCUCGGGUGCGGCGGGGCGCAGGCUCAAGAAGCGGCUGCGUGUCGAGCAGCACGAGCGCGCCGAUGGCGGCUUCGACGUCCAGGAGGACUUUGUCGAGCUGUCGGUCCCGAUCUCGGACGAUGAGGUGGACGAUGACGAGGGCGACGAGGGCAUGAGCGUCGACUCGGACGACCUCGACGAGGAGGAGGAGCAGGAGGAGGUGGGCCCGCCUGACGCUCUCCCAGCAGCAGCGCCGCCCCCGUUCAAGUCGCCCUCGGCACCUACUGCAGCCGACAUCGAGCUCGACUUUGGCGACGACGGCGACGACGACGACGACGACUCGGACGACGCCGAUAUCGAGCAGCUCUUGCGCCGUUAA